AUGGGUAUCCCCGUCACUCAUGGACGCUGUGACUACCUUCUAGGACCAUUUGGCCUUGGCAGCAGGAGAGAUCUGACAGCAGAUGCAUCCAGUUGCAGCCAAUGUCCAGAUGACCAGCAUUCCAAUAAGAACAGAGAUCAAUGUGUCCAAAAGGUUAUCAGCUUCCUAUCCUUUGAAGAAAUGUUGGGUCUCAUCUUGGCUUCCUUGGCCCUUGCUUUCUCCCUAACCACCAGCUUCAUCUUGGGAAUCUUCAUUAAAUACCGAGAAACUCCCAUUGUCAAAGCCAACCACCGAGAACUCACCUACAUUCUCCUGGUUUCCCUCCUCCUUUCCUUCUUGACCUCCCUUCUAUUCAUUGGUCACCCCAGGAAGGUGACCUGCCUUCUUCGACAAACCACUUUCAGCGUUGUUUUCUCAGUGGCUGUCUCUUCAUUGCUGGCCAAAACUAUCAUGGUGGUGGUGGCAUUUCAGGCCACAAAGCCAGGCAGCAGGAUGAGGAAAUGGCUGGGGAAGACUCUGGCUAACUCCAUUGUCUUGUCCUGCUCUGGGGUUCAGGGGGGCAUCUGCAUGAUAUGGCUGGGAAUCUCUCCCCCAUUCCCAGACUCUGACAUGCAUUCCCAACCAGGACAUAUCCUGUUGCAGUGCAAUGAAGGCUCAGUCUCCAUGUUCUACGGUGCACUGGGCUACAUGGGCUUUCUGGCUGCCAUCUGCUUCUUGGUUGCUUUCCUAGCUCGCAGGCUGCCAGGGAGCUUCAAUGAAGCCAAGUGGAUCACCUUCAGCAUGCUGGUUUUCUGCAGCGUUUGGGUCUCCUUUGUGCCCACCUACCUGAGCACCAAAGGGAAAUACAUGGUGGCUGUCCAGAUCUUCUCCAUCCUGGCCUCCAGCCUGGGCUUACUGGGCUGCAUCUUUGUCCCCAAAUGCUACAUCCUCCUCCUGAGACCUGAUGUGAACACCAAGGAGCACCUAAUA
Python bivittatus (Burmese python) is the source of this 969-nucleotide messenger RNA. Lineage: Eukaryota; Metazoa; Chordata; Lepidosauria; Squamata; Pythonidae. The record is from RefSeq and is a predicted model, not a curated record.